UAACAUUAAUUGUUCUUAAGGAAAAUAUAGUUGACUUUUUGUAACAUUAUGAAGCAUUAAGCUUAAUAACUUGAGACAUUGACGAUCGUUUAGACUUGGAGUUGAGGUGCCGAUUUAAAAAUGAGAGUUGCAGUCAUUGGUGCAGGCCCUUGUGGCAUAACUGCAAUUAAAGCCUGUAUAGAAGAGAGCAUAGAUGUCGUUUGUUUUGAGAAAACUGGAAAUAUUGGGGGACUUUGGCGAUAUCAUGACGAUGAUGAAUUGGGUAAACCAUCAGUAAUGAAGUCCACUGUUGUAAACAGUCACAAAGAACUGAGUGCUUAUACUGACUUCCCACCUCCAGCCGACUUUCCAAACUACAUGCACCACACUGAGAUGUUAAAGUAUCUUGAAAUGUAUGCUGACCACUUUCGAAUACGCCCGUUUAUUCGUUUUCAUAAUCAAGUUGUGAGUGUAUUUAGAGCCAGAGACUAUCAGGAAACGGGAAGAUGGACUGUCAUAGUGCGAAAAGUCGAUGAAAUGAGUGAAAAAUUUGCUGAAGAGGUUGAAGAAGAUUACGAUGGUGUCAUGGUGUGUACUGGUCAUCAUGCGCUCAGAAAUUUUCCUCAGUUUCCGGGGCAAAAAUUAUUUGGAGGGAAAAUUGUACAUGCCCACUCUUUGAAAACUUGUGAUGCUUUCAAGGAUUUAAGAGUGGUUGUCGUUGGUGCUGCAAAUUCAGGAUCAGACGUAGCAGUGGAAAUGAGCGAAAGAGCGAAGCAGGUAUUUUUAAGCACAAGAAGAGGAACUUGGGUUGUGGCCAGGCGUGGUCCCUUAGGAUACCCCUUUGAUCCUUCAUUAACUUGUCGACUCUUUUAUUUUAUACUGUCUCUUGUUGGGUAUGAUCUCUGCAGCUCCAUUCUUGAAAAGACUAUCGUAAACGUAGCUUUUGAUCACAAAUUAUAUGGCCUGCAGCCGAAACAUCGAUUUCUGAGACAACAUCCAACUACAAAUGAUUACAUGCCAUCAAAAAUAAUGUCAGGACGCAUAAUUAUAAGACCAAACAUAAAGAGAUUCACAGAAAAUGGCGUAGUUUUUGACAACGAAGAGUCAGCUACUCCUGUUGACGUAGUAGUCUUCGCCACAGGUUACCACAUCAGUUUCCCCUUCAUAAAGGAGGAUUUUGCCGAUUUCAAAGACAACAAAGUAGAUUUAUACAAAUAUAUGUUUCCUUUGUCUUUACAGCAUCCUUCGCUUGCUUUUAUAGGAUUAUGCCAGCCGAAUGGAGCAGUGUUUCCAAUAGCAGAUUCGCAGUGUCAAUGGUUCGCAAUGCUUCUUAAAGGCAAAGUGAAACUGCCUCCGGUAGAAACUAUGAUAGAAAACACGUGUUUGGAAAAGAAAACUAGGGAAGAGAGAUACGUAGAAUCACCAAGACACACAAUAGAGGUUGAUUACCUAACGUACAUUGACUCAAUCGCAUCAGAAUAUGGUGCAAAACCAAAUUUAUUGAAAAUGAUGUUUUUUGAUCCAGUUUUAUUUUUGAUUUGUAUAUUGGGUCCAAGUCUUCCGUAUCAAUACAGGCUUGAAGGUCCGCAUCCAUGGAGGGGAGCAAGAGAUGCAAUUAUGAAAUACCCAUUGCGGAUAACCAAACCGUUUUCAGGUAGUCAAACGAAUCCAUCUUUCACUCAUUUUCAAUCGUUUCAAGUUGCAUUACCAACUUUGCUUUUCUGGUUGAGUGUUACCAUAAACGUCUGCUUAGUUAUAAUGUUUCUGUUUUUAUAGUGAGUGUAAAAUAAAAAAAUACUCAUAUUUUUUAGAACUUUCA
Molecule: messenger RNA, 1798 nt
Organism: Parasteatoda tepidariorum (common house spider)
Lineage: Eukaryota; Metazoa; Arthropoda; Arachnida; Araneae; Theridiidae
Product: flavin-containing monooxygenase 5
Molecular function (GO): NADP binding; N,N-dimethylaniline monooxygenase activity; flavin adenine dinucleotide binding
Source: RefSeq, a predicted model, not a curated record